AUGUCUGAUAAAGAGGUAAAAAGUCCAAUCAAGGAGACUGAAAAAAUUGAAGUUGUAAAACUAGUGACGAAGGAUGAAAAGAUAUCAUCACCACUAAAGAGGACAAGAUCUACCGAUGAAAAUGAUACAGGUAGUAAAAAAGUGAAAUUAGAUAAUGAAACAAAGGAAGAACCUGAAAAAAUAUCAAAGGAUGAAAAACCAAAAUUUGUAUUUGGUUCCACAACUAAAUUUGGUUCAGGAUUUACUGUAGCUUCUGAAAAGAAGAAUGACACUAAAAAUAACGAUAAUAAUAAAAGUGAUAGCAGUAGCGGUAGUAGUACUACUAGUAGUAAAAAUACUGAAACUCCAAAACCAAUGGCAUUUGGAUCUGGUUUUUCCUUUGGGAGUGGGUUUGGUGUCCUAAAGAAUGAGAAUGAAUCGGAAACCAAGAACAUUGAAAAAGAUAAUACAGAAGAAAGUGGUUCUAAAGAUUCAGAAGAAAAAUUAUCGACAGAUACAAAGAAUAAUGAAGUUGUUACAGAGAAUGAUGAAAAGAUUCAAUUGCAUAAACAGGAAGUCAAAUCAGGUGAAGAAUUAGAAGAGACUUUAUUUCAAGCAAAUGCAAAACUAUAUCAAUUAGUAGAUAUGAAAAUUGGUUGGAAAGAAAGAGGUACAGGUGUAAUUAAAGUAAACAAGGAUUCUAAGAAUGAUAAAUGUCGUAUUAUAAUGAGAACAAGAACAAUACUCAAAGUUAUACUGAAUUUACCUCUGGUGAAAGGUGUGACCUUAAUGAAAGGUUUCCCAGGAUCUUUACAAAGUGAAAAAUUUAUUAGAAUAAUCGGUAUUGAUGAAAAUAAUAAACCUCUGACAUAUGCUCUAAAGACAGGUAAAGAAGAAACCACAGAAGAUCUAUAUAAAAUUAUUAAUGACUCCAUACCUAAAUAA
Molecule: messenger RNA, 924 nt
Organism: Maudiozyma saulgeensis
Lineage: Eukaryota; Fungi; Ascomycota; Saccharomycetes; Saccharomycetales; Saccharomycetaceae
Source: the annotation of a GenBank genome assembly